AUGUUCUUGAAGGAUUUGGAAACACCUAUUGUUAAGAUAUGUGGUCUUCAAACCGCAGAGGCAGCUCAAAUUGCGAUUGAUGAAGGCGCAUCACUAUUAGGAGUGAUUUGCGUACCGAAUCGUAAGAGAACUGUUCGACCCGAUAUCGCCAAAGAUAUUUCUACCAGGGUAAGAGCAGCACGGGCAAGAAGAAGUGGAAGUAAAGUUUCAGGUCCUUAUUUAGUGGGGGUUUUUCGCAACCAAAGUGUCGAAGAAAUCGAGCAAAUAAGACAAGAAUAUGGACUGGAUGUUGUCCAACUACAUGGCAGCGAGAACUGGACUGAGUAUCAACAUGGUUUGCAGAACAUACCUAUCAUAAAAAGGUUCAUAUUUCCAAACGAUUGUGAAGAUGUUAUAUGUGUUUGCGAAGAUCAACACUCUAGAUGUUUGGCUUUGUUCGACUCAGAAGCCGGGGGCACUGGUGAAGUUUUAGAUUGGAACUCUAUUUCUCAAUGGAGUAAGAAAUCAGGGGCUCAGUUCAUUCUCGCAGGCGGUUUAAAUCCAGUAAACGUUGGCAGUGCUUUGCAACUGCACGGUGUUUUAGGCGUAGAUGUUAGUGGUGGUGUAGAAAGCAGCGGCGAGAAAGAUGGAGAUAAGAUAAAGCAAUUCAUUGCGAACGCGGUAAGUAAUACGUCAGCAAAAGCCAUAUAA
Molecule: messenger RNA, 690 nt
Organism: Lachancea fermentati
Lineage: Eukaryota; Fungi; Ascomycota; Saccharomycetes; Saccharomycetales; Saccharomycetaceae
Source: the annotation of a GenBank genome assembly